Penicillium taxi is the source of this 1449-nucleotide messenger RNA. Its product is annotated as TPR domain protein. The transcript has a single exon. Gene Ontology annotation, cellular component: i-AAA complex. The coding region runs from base 1 to 1449 and encodes 482 amino acids. The record is from RefSeq and is a predicted model, not a curated record. Gene Ontology annotation, molecular function: misfolded protein binding. Lineage: Eukaryota; Fungi; Ascomycota; Eurotiomycetes; Eurotiales; Aspergillaceae. Gene Ontology annotation, biological process: protein quality control for misfolded or incompletely synthesized proteins.
AUGUUCCGCGCGGCAUCGAGGCGCACGGGUGCAUAUCUCCCCAGACUUGUCCAAGCACCCCGGACUUUGACCCGAUCAAUACACGCCCAUAAUGUGCGCCCUACUCUCCAAUCAAAAUCCGGCAACGCAAACACGUUGAGCCGUUCGUUUCCUAGUCCGAGAUAUAUCUCCAUCGCUCAGCGCGUGCGCCUAAAGUUCCGUGAAGCAUCGAAAGGAAUAUUCCGCAAAAACCCGGUUCUACUUCCUCUCGCCAUUGUCUCAGUUGUCGGUGGAAUUAUUGCGUUUACCUAUAUUUCCUAUGUCGAAAUCACGCGCGUGAGCCCACAGUACACGAAGUUUCCACCACCAGUGGCUGAUUCUUUGCGCACGGCGAUAUACUAUACCGAAAUUGACCUGAACCCGGCUAAGGCACUGAAGUCUUACAAGGAGGCCCUGCGGAUAGCUAUCGAGAUGGACAUGCACCCUUUCUCAGAUGAGGUCCUGGGAAUUAAACUCCAGGUAGCGAUGAUGCUGGAGAAAGCUGGAUUAGUGAAGCCGGCGAUCGAUGUGUUGGAGCGGACUAAAAAUGAGGCUCUGAGUUGGAUAGACGAAGCGAGAAGGAUAGAGCCUGUCGCAUCUGGAAUCUCGGAGCUCAAGGAUGGAGCAGCCCAGAAGAAACCCAUAACUGAGAAUAUUCAAAUCAACGUGGAAGCUUCAGAAGAUAAGGAGCAGGAAUUGCUGGAAUUACAAGAGUUUGAGGCUCAACAACGGGAUCGAGCCUUAAAGAAGGUAGUUGGAAUUCAAAUGAAACUGGCUGAACUAUACUCCAGCGACCAUAUCCAAGAUGAGAAGAAAGCCGAGGCUGCGCAGGUCGCUGCCGUCGAGCUGUGUCUAAAGGAGAUGCACCGCCGGCAAAAGCUUGGCCUCCCUGUUGGUGGAGGAGCUACCGAGGGCGCCGAGGGCGACUCCUGGCUGAACAUGAGCGAGAUUGCAGUUGCGUUGGCCGAACUUGCCUCUACUUAUACUACUAAUGAGCGCUAUGAUCUUGCUCUGCCGCUAUACCUGCGCGCGUUGGAUAUGAUCCGUGCAGUUGAGGGUGAUUCACCAUCAUGCAAGCAAGUUGUACUACUGAAUGACGUUGCCAGUGCCUUGGCCGGCCAGCUACAACAGCCAUCCCGAACCCAGCAGAAGCAAUCGGUGUCACGAGAGCAGUCUGUUGAAGCAGCUCGACAAUGGGCACUGAAGUCUCUCGAUGUUGCAGCCCAUAUUACGCCACCGAUUCGCGACGAGGAGUGUGAUUUAACCUGCGUUGUGGCAACCUACAACUUGGGUGAAUUGGCCGAGCUACAGAAAAAGCCGGAUAUCGCUCAGCAACGCUAUACUGAGGCUAAGUCCCUUGCCCAGGGACUAGGAUAUGAAGAAGGGAUUUCAAUGGCUGAUACCGCAUUAAAGAGACUUUCGAAAACAUAG